CAUUGUCGGGAGUAAACCUAGGGCUUCAAACUGAAGGUGUAAUGCAGAUCCGACAUGACGUAGUUGAUGGCCAUGAUGCCUUGAAGCAUGGCGAGUGACACUAGCGGGGUCCCGCUUAGAGUGUUUAAAGGACCGUUCCGCGUCUAUAUUAUAUGCAUAUUCGGAGCUUUCUCGAUCUACCUAAAAUACUCGUUUGAGUAGUAUACUCAAGGUUCUAACAUGUGAUUUAUCUUGGUCUGGAACUAGCCCUACGAAAGAUUUGCUUGGCCCAUCGUAAGAAGUCGAGUGUCAACGUCAACGGACAUUGUCUUCCGCAUUUUACCUAUUUCGUCCGAUUGGCUCUAUAUUAUUCUUCCCUUCUCAGCCAAAUUAGUAUACAGCUCUCCUCUUUAUACCCUGUUCAAAUUAUUUAUAGCUAUGCAGCGUUCCAUUGCUUUGAACAUAGUUGAGCCGUGUAGAUUAACAGGUGGCGUCGUAGAUAGGUAUAUAUAUUGUCCACCUGUAAAACCGCUCUGAAGAUCACUCAUCAUCCUCACCCAGGUCUUGUAGUUUUGGUUUUAUAGUUUUAUGUAACCAACUUAUUAUACUCCUGCCACCGCUUCAGCUUAGUAAAUAUUUAUAAUAACCAAUUAUUCCUUAUCAGAUUCAGAGUCUCUACCUAGGCAAGAGGACAGGAUGCUCUCAUCUCUUGCUCGCAGCCUCCUUUUAAUCGCUGCCGCGGCGAUUCCGGCAGCGCUGGCGAAGCCAGAGCAGAUUCGCGCUGUGCAGUCGCCUAUCUUUCAUUACUAUCUACAGGCGUACCCAGAGGACCCUGAGAUACCGGUGAUGGGCCCCGAGGCCAGCAGCGAAUACUUCAACAUCGGGGGUUGGCUCCAGAGCAUGAACACGUCGCUGUUCUUGAACAUCGGAAACGACCAGACCUCGUACAAAACGUUGACCUUCGCGGAGGCGACCGUUACUGACGCCUGGGCGCUGGAGGGAGACACGAUCAUCACGAGCCGGGGCAGCAACUACGGCCGCCAGCUCAACUUCCUAGUUUGCAAGCUGACCGGCGACUACUGGCAAGUAUACCUGCAGAUGGGAAGCGAAACGCCCGCGGGAAGGACUUGCAGCAAUUAUCAGAGCUUGCAUCUGCCCUGCCUAUGCUAGAACAAGUCUUGAGGAGCGGGGCGAGGGAGGAAGGCUGUAAAAUCUGGCUAAGGGUAUAUGGAGGUUACGGAUCAAGGGGCAGGAAAAAUUGUUCGGUUUUCCAGCAGUGUUGGCAAUAUUCGCAAGCUAGGUAGUCAAAUGAAUUGUAAAUAAAGCCUAGAGAUGCCAAUGGCUUCCGUUUAGCCAGUAUUCUUUUGGUUGUAUAUAUGUAGGCUUGGUU
Molecule: messenger RNA, 1369 nt
Organism: Daldinia loculata
Lineage: Eukaryota; Fungi; Ascomycota; Sordariomycetes; Xylariales; Hypoxylaceae
Exons: 4
Coding region: 676-1149 (157 amino acids)
Source: RefSeq, a predicted model, not a curated record